This is a messenger RNA of Rhagoletis pomonella (apple maggot), 2412 nucleotides long. RefSeq lists its product as uncharacterized. The transcript is spliced from 4 exons. NCBI's taxonomy places the organism in Eukaryota, Metazoa, Arthropoda, Insecta, Diptera, Tephritidae. The record is from RefSeq and is a predicted model, not a curated record. Bases 1 to 2412 code for a protein of 803 amino acids.
AUGGGAAAGCAUGCGAGUUGGGUGCUGGUAAUACUCCAUAUUUUCAGCUUUUGGUUGUCUUGUCAAGGCCUUAUGAACGAGCAUCAAGAGACGGCAAGGAGUGCCAUUUUCUUACGUUCGCAAAUAGAAAUGGAUUCGGAGCCGUGGAUAUCGGGCAUAGGUUGUUUAGAUUCGUUCAUUAAAAUCGCCUUCACGCACCGCGAGCGGUUGACGCGCUCCUACAAUCUACUUAUGACAAACAGCUACUAUAUUUCUUCGCCGGCCUUAGAGAUACAGAAUGGGCUCUUAAAAAUUUUGAAUGAAGUGGUUAGCCAGAGCAAUGAUAAAGGGCGACGGAUUUUUCAGAUUCGCACAGUCUUCGACAAUAAACGAUAUGUGCAGGUGAAGUUCGGUGACAGCGCAGUAAUAUACACUGAUUACUAUGUCAUUGUAGUGGACAGUUUAGAAAGGCUUAAAAUAUUUAUGCGGGACUAUAUUAGUCGCAUGGUUUCUUGGAACCCUGGAGCCCGCUUUUUGCUGUUAUUCAACAAUGCGUCGAAGCGGGAUAACGAACACGAGGUGGCAAUGGAGGUUUUCACCCUUUUGCAGAAGCAAUACUAUGUCCAUCAAAUAGGUCUUCUGUAUGCAACUGGUGAGACAGACUACUCAUUCUCAGUAAUGGACUACUACAAUAAUGAAUACUGUCGCACUAUAAGAGUGUCCAAAAUAGGCGAGUGCAAAAAAGGGCAGCCUCAACCGAAUGCGGCCGAGGUUAAACGGAAGCUGCGCAAAUUUGAACGCGAUAUUAGGAUAAAAAAUUGCACCUUUCAAAUGUGCGCAGCCGUAUCAGCGCCUUUUGUGGAGAAAAGCUGCCGGACUGGAAUAGAGUUGCGUAUUAUAGGUUUCAUGAGAAAUCGUCUAAACUUCAAGAUCAAGCAUUCUUGUGAAGAGGAGAGCAGAGGAGUGCGUGAAGAGAAUGGAACAUGGACUGGGCUGCUGGGAAGACUAUUUGAUCGUGACUGUGAUUUUAUACUUGGCGGAUUCUUUCCUGACAACGAGGUUAAUGAAAAUUUCUGGACUUCCGACUGUUACCUCUCCGAUAGCUAUACUUGGUUUGUGAAACUCGCUGAUCCAAGACCUGCAUGGAUCGCUCUCUACAGCAUUUUCCAAGACGAAACGUGGAUAUGCUUUAUUGUUUUGCUUAGCUUUACUUGGAUAUUCUGGUACUUUUUCGUAAACAUGCUUCCUGAACCACCAGACCACAAAGAUUUUUCGCUAGCAGGCAUUAAUGCCAUGGCUGUCUCUAUAUGCGUCGCUGUCGAAGAGCGCCCAGAGUGUUUUGCUUCUCGCAUUUUCUUUCUCGCAGUAACUAUUUACGGAAUGAACGUUGUUGCAAUUUAUACUUCGCAGCUAAUCACCGUAUUCACUGAUCCUGGCUAUCUACACCAAAUAGACAAUCUCGUCGAGGUACUUGAAGCGGGCAUACCUUUUGGAGGUCCAGAUGAAAAUCAAGACUGGUUCGAAAAUGACGAAGAUAUGUGGAUCUACGAAAUGUAUAACGACACGGACUUCUUUAUACCAAACUCAGAUAAUCUUCGUGCUGUGAGGAAUGGCAAACGUGUCUUACUUGCGAGUCGAAUGUAUGUGUUGCAAGAUCGCCUCGCCGAUGAACUUUUUGCAUUUCCAAAGAACGUUUUUUCUAGUCCACUACAAAUAAUAAUGAAAGCUGGAUUUCCAUUAGUAUCUGAUUUCAAUUGGCUCAUAAGAGCUAUGCGAGACCAUGGAAUUUUUCAAAAGAUCGACAAUGAUUUUCGCUUCAACAACACCUAUCUUAAUCGAAUAAACCGCAUGCGACCAGAGUUUAAAGAGUCUGCAAUUGUUCUCACCACUGAUCACCUCAAAGGUUCCUUUUCCAUUCUGGUCGUUGGAGUUGUUGCAAGCAUAAUUUUGUUCGUGUGUGAGCUUUUUGCUUUCUGGAUUUUCAUGCCUUAUUUGAAGAAGUUUACCAAUGAGGAGAGGAUGGACCGAUCUGAACGAGGAAAAUCAUUCCAAACGCUAGUUAAGAAAGAUAGAAGGAAUAAUAAAAAUAGAGUAGUAAAGAAAAAUAACGAAAUGAAAAAGAAGCCAGUUAAAUCAAUGUCCGCUUUGAAAGAGGAGAAGGACCAUCAAGCAUCUUCAUAUCUUGUCACAACGUUGGUUGCUCCAGAAUGUUCCGAUGGUAGUUCGCCCUCCACUUCAUUUAGGAGUAGGCUCUCCAUUGCCAAAGUCAAUGUGCCGCUUGUUUCCACCGAGACCCUGGGUGCCAAUCGCUUCAUGGUGGACCGUGAGCUUUGGGCCUGCACAUCCGAUGCCCAGGCCGCCGUAAAAUGGGUGGAGGAUUUUCAGCUUGCUGGUUAUCCCGUGCAGAGGUAUCAGGAUUUGGCUCCUCCAUGA